UGAUCAGUCAGCUGAAGAACACGAGGCAGGACGGGAUUCCUCACAUGCAGCCCCUACACCAAGCACGAAUUUGAGCUUGAUGGGAAAUACCCAAGCGUCUACCACUGCAACCGUAACCCCAUUGCUCGUUCCGAGUUCUUCCGAGGAUGACGCCUUGGUGACCCACCCCCUGAGUUCAAUUAAGAUGCCACUCUUUGCAAAGCCUCAUGGACGGCCAAAGGGAGUCGACAUGGUGGUCAUUGGGCUGCCCAAGAAGAAGGCACGCAAGGCUGCCAUGGAAAGCAAGGCAGCACGAGGAAAAAGCAGCACGCCUGUGGCAUUCGCCAAGCUGCCAGCACAUAUGAUGCAGCACAAAAUGCUAAUGUGGUUUGUGGAUGAAAAGGACGCCACCUAUGCUUUACAGCACAACACUCUGCUUGAUGAAACUAAGGUGGAGGUCCUUUCCUGCCGUAUCCCAGACGCUGCCCUUGACGAGACUGUCGACCUGGACAUCAUCAAGGACAACUUCACAGAAGAUGGGUGGUUUUCAGUAACCAACAUUGUAAAUGUCAAGAAGCGAACACACAAGUGGAAUUGCAACUACUACAAGGAUCCAUUGGAUGAAACUGCAUGUCAUGCAUGUGAUGCAUGACAUGGUCUGUGCAGGCAUUUCAGAGAAAGGUAUCGAAGCCGGCAGCUGGUUCUGCAAAAAAAUGUUUGAAGCAUGACGGAUGACCUAUGUAUUAUGCACGUAUGGACCUUCCUAUUUAUUAUAUAUCCACCUAUGUAUUAUGCAUAAAAAGUGGACAUAAAAGAAUAAAGCUUGGGGUGUUCUAAU
Molecule: messenger RNA, 817 nt
Organism: Ixodes scapularis (black-legged tick)
Lineage: Eukaryota; Metazoa; Arthropoda; Arachnida; Ixodida; Ixodidae
Exons: 2
Coding region: 80-631 (183 amino acids)
Source: RefSeq, a predicted model, not a curated record